Messenger RNA from Leptopilina heterotoma, 3112 nucleotides. It is a transcript of the gene twy, whose product is annotated as fas-binding factor 1. The transcript is spliced from 13 exons. The record is from RefSeq and is a predicted model, not a curated record. Lineage: Eukaryota; Metazoa; Arthropoda; Insecta; Hymenoptera; Figitidae. Gene Ontology annotation, cellular component: ciliary basal body; centriole; ciliary transition fiber. Gene Ontology annotation, biological process: cilium assembly; establishment of epithelial cell polarity. The coding region runs from base 119 to 3112 and encodes 997 amino acids.
AUUUGGCGUCCUUAUUCACAACGAUCAGUUUAAUUAAUUAGUAAUUGUCUUACUUUUUAUUAUUAAGUGACAACCCUUGUUUGAAACAUUUUCUAUUAUUGAAUUUAUAAAAAAAAAAAUGUAUGACAAUCAUUCGGAUUCGUCUGACAUUAAUUCGGAAGAUUUGGAUAAAAUAUUGGAAAAUAUGGAAGAUUUAGACGACGCUUUGCUUCGUGGUACAUUGAAAAGUAGUGAACAGAAAAAAGAAAUCACACCACAAAGUGCUGAAACCAAAAAGAAAGUCGUAUUUCGAGAUUUCAAUGAAGACGAUCCCCUCGCAGAUCUUUUAUCCGAGGAUGACACUUCCAAGGAGACAUCGAUUCCGGUUACAACAUCACAGGCACAAAAUAAGAAAAUUGCUGAUUUGUUUGGAAUAAAGACAAAUGGUGUGACAUCAAAAGCACCUCAAAUUACACAAAAUAAAACAAAAUCAAAUACUUUGCCAAAGGAAAAUUCUUUUCGACUUGAUUCUACUGAUUCGAUAAAUACAUUGCCGAGGGAAAAUUCCCUGAAAAACGUUUCCAAUCCGACUGUUAAAAAUGUGCCAGAAAAAUCAUCGAAGAAACCUCAGAAAUCAUUAUUUGAUGACACUGAUGAUAUUAUUUCGAAUUUGACUGAGAAAACACGACCUAUUAGCGAACAAUCGAAAAAAUCGUCAUUGAUGGAAAAUUUAUUUAGCGGCUUAACAAAUAAAUCUACUUCUGAUUCUCGUAGAACCACCGAAUUGGCGUCGACGCAAUCCAAAGUUGAAUUAAAUCCAACAAAAUCGAGUCAACAAUCAUUAAAUUUAAUGACAAAGAGCGAUUCAAUAUUUUCCGUACAAUCGACAACUAGUACUACUGGUUAUUCGCCUACGACUGUCGUUUCAGUGUCGAGAGAAUCCAGAAGAGGCAGAAGACCAUCGACUGGAUUACUAGAUCCCUUAGGAUUACUUGGAAGCGAACAAAAGAGAGACGAAAUCGAGAAGAAUUCUCUCACCACCAUUGAGUCGAGUAAAAAAGAAGAAAAAGUUUCAAAAAGUACAGCAAAUGACAAUCUACCAGAAUGGCUCGGUGGUCGUAAAAAUGUGAAAGAAGAAAAAUCGGAAGAAAUAUCAGCGCCGAAUACAAAUUCAAAACAAAUCGUCGAACCAGCAACUUCGACUCUCAGUGCUGCGAGUAAAGAAACGGAAAUUAUUGAACAAAAUCAAGACAGUGGACUAUUAUUUCCUCAGACAUCGUCAAUUUUAUUGGGAACACAAUUUGAUCAACAGGCGGCUCUCGUUUCAAUGCAGCAACAAGAAAAUAUAUUGCGAACAGCUUCAACGCUGUCGCAGCACAACGAUAAAUUUACUAAUCUUCUUGAAAAUCAAACACUUAGACUGAACGAUCAAGAGAAACAGUUUAAUAUGUUAAUUACUAGGCAAAUAGAGAGGCAAACUUUAUUGGAAGCCCAAAUGAAAAUGCAACAGAAUCGAAUUGAUUCCUAUCUACAGACCUUGAUGUCACAACCUACGUCAAUGCCGUUAAUUUUUUCUUCAAACAAGACUGACAUUCCUAAAGACUUUAUUGACAAAAAUAUAGAAAACGAAAGUCACGUACAAAAAUUACAAUUGGAAAAGCUCUAUUUAGAGAGUACAAUAGAAAGCCUAAGGGAAAAACACGAAAAGGAAAUGACAAUUUUUGACGAAUCUUAUAAAAAGCAAGUGAAAAUCUUGGAGGAUAUCAUCGAUAGAUUUGAGCAAAAAAUGCAAUUAAAUUUCGACAAUUUAGAAGCAGAUUAUGAGGCGAAAUUGCAAAAAUUAAAAGUGGAAAUGACAGAAAUGGAAAAAAGCCAUAAAGAAGAAAAAGAGGAAUUAAAGAAAGAGCAUCUCUUGGCUAUUCAACAAAUUUAUGAGCGGCAUUCUCAAAGUAUAAUCCUACUGCAAAACGAACACGCCGAAACUAUUCAGAAUAUCACAAAAGCAAAAAUGAUUGAACAGGAAGCAAUUAAAGUAUUUUCUAAUCAGAAGGAGAAUAUCGAUGAUAUUGUAAAAAAGACUGACAAUGUUAUUGGAAAUUUACAAAUUUUGGAAAAGAAAAUAGAGGAGAGGAACGAUACGUUUCACGAGUCGAGGGAAAUUUAUUUUCAAACGCAAGCUGAUCAUUUGAAAUUGAUGAGAGAACAAGUCAAUAAAGAAAACGAGACGUCGGAAAUUGAGCGAAAACAAUUAUUAAUAUCGGCUCAAAAAUUAGAAGAAACUGCCAUUAAACUUGCGUUCGAUACAGAAAAAAGAAAUGGACAGCACGCUGAGAUAGAAGACAGACUGAAAAUAAAAGAACAAGCUUUUCUCAGGGAAAAAGAAUUAUUUUUAGAGCAAACAAAAUGGGAACGAAAUCAUUUAGAGGAUAUAAAACAAGCUUGGCGCAAAGAACAAGAGAAACGAAUUGAACUUCUUGCUAAAGAAAGGCAGGCACUCAUUGAGGAAAAGGGGAAAUUGGAAAUUUCUAAUAGACUAAAAUCUGGCAACGAUGAUGUUGCAAAGGCUGAGUUAGAAGAAAUGAUAAAAAGUGCUCAGGAAGCUACGGAAAAUGCUUUUCGAGAGAGAAGAAAAUGGCAAGAAAGAAUCAAUGAAGUUGAAUUGCAGAAAAAUGUUCUCCAAGAGAAAGAAGAUCAACUUGUGAUAAAGGCCAAAGAACUUGAAUCGUUGACUCAAUCAGCAUUGACGAAACGAGAAGAAGGAUUACGAGCCCUACAAGAAGCUCACAGAAUAGAAGAAGAAUCUAAAGAAAGAAUGAAUCAGGUGCAAACACAAUUUGAAAUUCUCGCUCAAAGAGAAAAUAGAAUAGCUGCCGAGAAACUGUCCCUAGCAAGAGAAAGACUGUCAUUGAAAAUUGGUCUUGUCGAGAGACCGGAGAAAGACAUCAAUAUAAUCGAACCUCAAGAAAAAUAUAUUGAUGAAACACCAUAUUUAUCGGAUGUUCAUUCCAAUAUGAUGAAAACACAUUUCUCGGAUAUUGUGGAUCCUCAAUUGAUUUUAUUGAAAUUGGACCUUGACAAUAAAUUGGAUGCGUCCAGCCAAUAUUUCGAUUACAUUCCUACAGCAAAAUAUUGA